Salvelinus sp. IW2-2015 is the source of this 3450-nucleotide messenger RNA. It is a transcript of the gene slc22a17, whose product is annotated as solute carrier family 22 member 17. Lineage: Eukaryota; Metazoa; Chordata; Actinopteri; Salmoniformes; Salmonidae. Gene Ontology annotation, molecular function: transmembrane transporter activity. Gene Ontology annotation, cellular component: membrane. The record is from RefSeq and is a predicted model, not a curated record. Gene Ontology annotation, biological process: transmembrane transport.
CCCCUCCCCUCUUCUCCCACUCCCUCGUCUCCCGCUCCUUCCUCCUCCCUCCCGCUUCCACCCUCCCUGCCUCCCACGGGGGAGGUGAUGGUCCUGGCCUUAGGGAGGAAGAAACAGAGGAUGCUCAUCUGUCUCUCCCUCUUGCCCAAUCUCUUCCUGGCCUUCCUUCUCUCCUCGGACGCCCUGCUUACCCUCACCUCACCCCACCACUGCCGCCUCCCGGGACCUUCGCCUGCUCCGCAGGUCCUCAACGCCUCUCUGCCCUGGGAGAAAGGUGGCAGAGUGGGGGACAGCGGAGGGCUGUCUCAGUGCAAGCAGUAUAUCAACGGUACCCAGUCCGGGGUGGAGAACUGCGAUGCUGGCUGGGACUACAAUGUCACAGAAGGAUUGAGAAUUAACAUUGUUACUGAGUGGGAUUUAGUGUGUGGUCAGUACUGGCUGGUCCCAGUCGAGGAGGUGUCCUUCAUCCUGGGUGUUCUGACAGGAUGCCUGGGACUGGGCUUUGCUGCUGACAGACUGGGCAGGUUGAAGACACUGCUCACCUCGCUAACCCUCUCUGUGGUAUUUGGCGUGCUUGUGUGCGUCUCUACCUCCCCCCCUAUCUUUAUUGUCAUGCGCUUUUGCCUGGCUGCUGCUAGUGCUGGUGUCUACCUCACGCUUUACAUCACACGUCUUGAACUCUGUGAUCCCUCACUGCGUCUGCUGGUCACCAUGGUGGCAGGACUAACUACGGUUUCUGGGGAGCUGCUGUUGCUGGGUGUUGCUCUGUCUUGCCAGUCCUGGAGGGGCUUACUCGGAGCUGGGGCUGCACCACUCUCUCUGUUCCUCACCUAUGGUAUUCCAGGAGUAUUUCCUGAGUCUCCUCGCUGGCUUCUUCUCUCUGAGAGAUCAGCUGAUCUGAAUUCCUUCAGUGAAAGAAGAGAUAGAGAGAGGGAUGACGAGAGCUUCACAGAGUUGGACUCGGAGCCGUCUCCCUCUACUUACCCCCACCUGUCCUUCCCAGAGCUUGUACACAGCAGGAACAUCUGGAAAAACAUGUGUGUGCUCGGCUUUACCUCGUUCAUUUCCCAUGGCAUUAGUCAUUGUUACAGCUCAUUUCGGGGUGAUGUCAGAGGCACUGCCCCCAGCUUCUAUUGGACCUAUCUGCUGUCCGUCUGUGCUGGAGGAGGGGCCUGGCUGUUGUUAUGGGCAACCGUGAACAGGUGUGGUCGCCGUGGUAUCCUGCUCCUCGCCAUGACAAUGACAGGGCUGGCAUCUCUGAUUCUCCUCGGACUGAUGGAGUAUCUAAGUGAGGCGGCCAUCACUGUGUUCUCAGUGAUGGGACUUUUCUCCUCCCAGGCGGCUGCCUCUCUCUGUGUCCUCUUCACUGCAGAGAUCAUGCCCACCAUCAUCAGGGGCAGUGGCGUGGGCACGGUGUUGGCCCUGGGCUGCGUGGGCCGCCUCACCUCGCCCCUCAUGGACCUGCGCAACCACUACGGCUACUUCCUGCACCACGUGGUGUACUCCUCCCUGGCCCUGCUGGCCGUGCUCUCCAUCCUGCUGCUGCCCGAGAGCAAGAGGAAACCCCUGCCCCAGACGCUGGCCGAUGGGGAGCAGUACCGACGCCCCCCGCUGGGCAGGAGGAGGAGGGACAACGUUCCCCUGCUGGCCACCCCCAACCCAGAGACCUAGCCGCCCAAACGUCACACAUCAGUCAUAACGCCAGCCCAGAGUGUCACCAGGUCCAUGCUGCAGAAAGGAAGAUGGGUGAAAAUGAAGAGGGAGAAGUGCUGUCUGGUUAAGAUGGUUGUGUAGAGCCAGUGAAGGGAGAUGGUAGAAUCAACCACACACUCUACUCUUUCUAACAUAUCAUUUUCUAGUCAUUCCUAACAAAGGAGUGUGGGUGGGGCGGCCAUACGUCGUUCGUCUGUCUCCAUUUCUGCCAAUGAAGUGAGUGUGUGUGUGUACGUGACUGUGUAUAUGCGCACGCGUAUGUGUGGCCCUGGUCGGAUGGCGGCGUGGAGAGUGCUCGUCAUGCAGUGACCUGCCCCCCCCCACCUUUCCUAUAAGGCCUGCGUGUCAGGGAAGCGCAUCAGCUGCUCCAGAACGCCCACCUUUGAUGUGUAUGAUCUGACAGAGCAUGGCAUCACACACAGCUCACAGAGGCAGAUCUACUGCCCUGUAAAUACCAUAAACCUAGUUUCUUUAACUUAAUGAAUGCUGGCUUAUCUGUUGAUAAAAAACAGUAGGAGUUUUGUUACAUAGUGCUGGAUCUUGGCAGAGUGCUUUUGUACUGUGCAAAAGCAUGGCACUUAGCCAAGAUGAUAGAGCACAUCUGUCUACUGCUCUUAAAGGCAAUGGGGAAAAUAAUAUUGAUCGAUUGAAGAUUAAUUGAGUAACGUUAUAAUAGAGAGUAGUUUGAGGAAACGUUGUGAACUUGCAUCAAAUAAAUAGUAAUAGAUGUCCUCCUACAAUCAGUUAAUAAAAAAGAGAGAAAAUUACAUUUUAAUGUACUGUAGUUCCUCAAACUUGAUUGGAUGUGAUAAAAUUAUAUGAAUUACAUUUUCAGAUGUGGCCUGGAGCCAAUUCUGUUUAUGGGUCAUUAAUCUUGAUGGUCUUGUCUCUGCUCUCAGACCCACCUUACUGUAGGCUCCUCUGAAGACAGGAAGAGAUGAUAGAGUGCCUGUGCAUUCAGAGCUGAAAACCUUGUGUAAAUAGACAUGUAUGGUAGAGAAUGGAUGGACACACCUUUACACUCCCCUAUGUGUUUAUUUAGACAGUGAAGCUGAAACUUUUCAUUUGGCUUUAUACUCCAGCAUUUUGAGAUCAAAUGUUUCAUAUGAGGCGACAGUAGAUAAUGUCACCUUUUAUUUAAGGUUAUUUUCAUACAUGUCUGUUUUACCGUUUAGAAAUUAAAACUAGUCCCCCCCCCAUAUGAAGGGGUCAUAAGUAUUUGUACAAAUUAACUUAUAGUGUAUUACAUUUWGUCAAAAAUUUUGUAUUUGACCCCAUAUUUGUAGCACGCAAUGAAUACACCGUGCUGGUAACUAUACAAACUUGUUGGAUGCAUUUGCAGUUUGUUUUGGUUGUGUUUUCAGAUUAUGUUGUACCCAAUAGAAAUGAAUGGUAGAUCAUGUAUAGUGACCUUCACUGAAUCUAUUCCACAGCCUUCUCUGAGCGGAGGGCAGAGGUGAGGGCUAGGCAGGAUGGGGUUUGAAGUUAGGGAGGGAAAAAUACACUUACCUACCGAAACACCUCCCUCUGCCGGUCUUUGGUAGUUUCUUUACCAUGCACUCAACAWUUAUAAUAUUCAUAUUAUUGAUGAUGAAAAUAACUAUUAAUAACUUGACAAUAGUAAUAAAAUGUUAGACAAUGCUGUUUGCUUAAGAUUAUCUGUUAAGUAAUCCAGCAAUGUAAUUAUGUAAAUAACUUGAACCUGAUUUAAUUGAAAAUAAAAUGUUAAGUAAACAA